AUGGAUGGUGGUCAGCAGCUAAAGGUCACCCUUAUUUUCAGCCUUCCUCUAAUUUUUCAGUUCUGCACUGGGAACAAUGUCACUGAUGACUAUGACUUCAACACCACCAUUGACUACAGCAUGUUUGAGACCCUGUGUGAGAAGGAGGAAGUCCGUAACUUCCGCGCUGCCUUCCUCCCAGCCAUGUACUCCCUCAUCUGCUUCACAGGGCUGCUGGGGAAUGGGCUGGUGAUGCUCACCUACAUCUACUUCAAGAGGCUCAAGACGAUGACAGACAUCUAUUUGCUGAACUUGGCUCUGGCAGACAUUCUCUUCUUGCUGACCCUCCCCUUCUGGGCCACAAGCGCAGCCAUGUACUGGCUUUUUGGGGAGUUUGCCUGCAAGGCUGUCUAUUGCAUCUGCAAAAUGAGUUUCUUCAGUGGGAUGCUGCUCCUCCUGUCUAUCAGCAUCGACAGGUACUUCGCCAUCGUUCAGGCUGCCUCAGCCCACCGCUUCCGUCCCCGGAUGAUAUUCAUUAGCAAGGUCACAUGCAUCCUCAUUUGGCUCCUGGCCUUCAUCCUCUCAAUCCCUGAGCUGGUUCACAGUGGUUUGAAUCAAUCAGGCCACCAUCCCCAUUGUUCCAUCAUUGCUAAUGACUUGAAGGCCUUCAGCACUGGCAUCAAAGUGUCACAAAUGAUUUUUGGCUUCUUAUUUCCCCUGGUGGUCAUGUGUGUCUGCUACCUCAUCAUCAUCAAAACAUUACUGCAGGCGCGCAACUUUGAGAAGAAUAAAGCCAUCAAGGUCAUCAUCGCUGUGGUAAUUGUCUUCGUUGUCUUCCAGCUGCCCUACAACGGCAUCAUGCUGGCCAAGACCAUCUCAGCCUUCAACAACACCAGCUCAUGUGAGGAGAGCAAGAAGCUGGACAUAGCAGAUGACGUGACCUACACCCUGGCCUGCUUCCGAUGCUGCCUCAAUCCUUUCCUCUACGCCUUCAUCGGCGUCAAAUUCCGCAAUGACCUCUUCAAGCUUCUGAAGGAGCUGGGCUGCCUGAGCCAGGAGCGCCUCUGGCAGCUGACCACCUGCCGCGACAGCAAGAGGUAUUCCUCUGCCCUGGAGACAGAGACCACCACCACUUUCUCCCCAUGA
Messenger RNA from Chaetura pelagica (chimney swift), 1125 nucleotides. It is a transcript of the gene CCR7, whose product is annotated as chemokine (C-C motif) receptor 7. Bases 1 to 1125 code for a protein of 374 amino acids. Gene Ontology annotation, molecular function: chemokine (C-C motif) ligand 19 binding; C-C motif chemokine 19 receptor activity; chemokine (C-C motif) ligand 21 binding. Lineage: Eukaryota; Metazoa; Chordata; Aves; Apodiformes; Apodidae. Gene Ontology annotation, cellular component: membrane. The transcript is spliced from 3 exons. The record is from RefSeq and is a predicted model, not a curated record. Gene Ontology annotation, biological process: G protein-coupled receptor signaling pathway; immune response; chemotaxis.